Molecule: messenger RNA, 1190 nt
Organism: Osmerus eperlanus (European smelt)
Lineage: Eukaryota; Metazoa; Chordata; Actinopteri; Osmeriformes; Osmeridae
Product: apoptosis-associated speck-like protein containing a CARD
Exons: 4
Coding region: 163-885 (240 amino acids)
Biological process (GO): regulation of apoptotic process
Cellular component (GO): canonical inflammasome complex
Source: RefSeq, a predicted model, not a curated record
UCAUUUUUUGUCAUUUACCUUGUACCAAAAGCUACAUAAUAAUAGUGCAUUUAGUACAUAGCAGGAAAUCAAGGAUCAGAAGUAAAUUAACAGUAUUUCGAAACAUCUAACUAUUUAGUGGUUGCAGUCGAGACAGUGAUAGGCUACUACACAACAUACUACAUGCAGAAAAAGACAAGAGGUAAUCUCUCCUCUCUUCCUCACACACACGCGCAGACAGUGGACUUCCUGAUGGACUGUAACGACUCACAGAAAGUGAAAGCAUUGGUGGUGUGUCGCCUAAAGACGUUGCAGGCUACGAACUCAACAAUGGCCAGUGGGAAACUGCUGAAUAUCUUGGACGAGUUAACCACAGAUAAUCUGAAAACAUUUAAGUGGCAUCUGAAAAAUGGUAUUGACGGAUUUCCCGCCAUCCCAGUGAGCCAGCUAGAAACCGCCGACAGGACAGACGUGGUGGAUAAAAUGGAGCAGCACUACAAACCUGAGGGGUCGGUACAAAUCACCCUUCUCAUCCUUGAGAGGAUGAAACAAAUCAAUCUUGCUGAGAAGCUUCGAAAGGCUUAUGGAGUGACCCUAGCUGCAGCCCCUGCCCUGAACCCAGGCCCCCCUCCACAGCCCUUUGGACGGGAUUUCCUGAAGACACACAAAGCAGCGCUGGAGAUCAGGAUCAACAGCCUGGCACCCCUUCUGAGGGGUCUGGAGAGCAAGAAUAUCCUGAAUGAGGAGGAGAGAGAGGACAUCGAAAGCCAAUCCACCUCAACCAAAAAGAACCAUGCUCUCCUCACCAAUAUCUCCAGGAAGGGAAACAAAGCCCAGGAUGAGUUCUACCAGGUUCUAAAAACAUCUGACCCUUACCUGGUAGAAGAUCUGGAGAAGACAUCCUAGGAGGGAACAUGAGCUUCUGAAUACCGAGAUUAUGGUUGAAAGGUUAUGGUUGAAAGGUUCAUUUGUACAACAGAUUAAUCGGAUUCCAAUAAACCACAUCCUUCUUAUUGUCAAAGAACUGUUGUUUUAUGUACCUGUACUUCACGCAUGACCAGUAUCAUCCCUUCAAACUCUGCAUUUCAUUUAUAACAAUUCCUCAAUUCAUACAUAUUGAACAAAUAUACAAAAUAUAUUAAGUUGUUUCAUCCCAAAAAUAAACAACGUUAAGCUACAUCAAAUGAUCAACAAUACAUUUGAUGGUUAAA